AUGGAGCAGCUGGUACGAAACCACGCUUCAUACAUUUUGAACCUUGUACACAAAAUGGGCAGCAACUAUGCUGGGCUUCCGCCAAUGGACUGGUCGCAGUAUGACACGUUCCACGGGGACUUCGAGAAGUGCUCGCUGCUUACAGCCGCGCUCGCACACCUUGGCUUCUACAUGUUAAUGUUCCUUGGUUUCAUCAACAGCUUUCUGUUUACGCCGAAAGUGGCCACUGAGCGGAACCGAGAGGGUUACGCGCCACUGUACAACUCAUUCGAGCAGUUGUACUCGCGCUACGUGUACAGGCGCGUGCGGCACUGCUUCAACCAGCCCAUCUGCUCCACGCCUGCAGCCGAAGUCACAAUCAACGAGCGCUACACAGAUGACUACAACUGGACAUUUAAGUUCACAGACAGGACGCGGCGCUGCAUCAACCUGGGAUCGUACAAUUACCUGGGCUUCGCAGAGCCGACGGGGCCACGCGCGGAUGCUGCGGCCGUGGCUUCACGGCGUUACGGACUAGCGCUUGCCUCUCCGCGCGCCGAGCUCGGCUCCUGCUUGCUGCACAAGGAGCUGGAGGAAACUACCGCACGUUUUCUUGGCGUCGAGGCGACGAUAGUAUUCGGCAUGGGGUUUGCGACGAACUCGCUGGGGCUACCGGGGCUGCUGGGGCCAGGCACACUGGCACUGAGUGACGAGAACAACCACGCAUCGCUGAUACUUGGGCUACGGCAGGCGCGCGCAACCGUGCGUGUGUUCCGCCACAAUGACCUAGCUCACCUCGAGCGCAUCGCACGCGCCGCCAUCGCUGAGCGUCGCUGGACUAAGAUCGUCAUCGUGUUGGAAGGUGUGUACAGCAUGGAGGGCUCGAUCGUGCCACUGCAGGGCGUGGUUGCGCUGAAGAAGCGGCUUGGCUUGCAGCUGUACCUAGACGAGGCCCACUCAGUGGGUGCACUGGGAGCUCGCGCGCGUGGAGUCACCGACUACUGUGGAGUCGACCCCACCGACAUAGACGUACUCAUGGGCACCUUCACCAAAAGUUUCGGCGCUGCCGGUGGUUACAUUGCUGGUUCAGCGAAGCUGAUCAGGUGGAUCCGUGCGCACGGGCACGCGCACACGUACGCACACGCAAUGUCGCCGCCAAUGGCUGCGCAGGUGCUCGCCGCUAUGCGCGCGCUGUGUACGCCGCAAGGCCUGCGUCGCGUGCGCACGUUGCGUGACAACACGCACUACUUCCGCCGCAGGCUGCGCGAGAUGGGCGUGGUGACAUACGGGCAUGAAGACUCGCCGGUGGUGCCGAUGAUGGUGUUUACAUUGAGCAACAUAUCAGCCACUCUGGAGCGUCUCACGGCGCGCGGUGUCGCCGCCGUCGGCGUCGGCUUCCCUGCCACGCCACUAUACAAAAGUCGAUUACGGUUCUGCCUGUCAGCGGCGCACAGUCGAGAGCAGCUGGACACGUGCCUCGCUGCCAUACAAGAAGUCGUCGAGGAGCUCGGCCUGCAGUAUUCACGGCGGCGCUAG
Messenger RNA from Parnassius apollo (apollo), 1515 nucleotides. The record is from the annotation of a GenBank genome assembly. Lineage: Eukaryota; Metazoa; Arthropoda; Insecta; Lepidoptera; Papilionidae.